AUGAAUGACUCUUCAACUAAAAUCAAUGCUUUAAAGCAAAAGUCAGUUGAUUUGGUCUCACCAAUAAAGUUGUUCAUCCUCAUUUUCUUCAUCCGACUAAUCAACGCUUUCACAUUGCAAACGUAUUUCCAAGCUGACGAAUACUACCAAUGCUUGGAGCCCGCGCAUAAUUUUGUUUAUGGAUACGGAUACAUUACAUGGGAAUGGAAGGAACGAUUGAGAUCAUCGAUCCACCCGUGGCUUUAUGCUUUGGGUUACAGCUUUGUUGGUGAGAACCGACAAUUGAUUGAAUACAUGCCAAAAAUUAUUGGCGCUGUAAUUGCCUCUAUUGGAGAAUUUUAUCUCUAUUACUUUGUCAAAAGAUAUGAAGAAUGCAAUGUCGAAAGAAGAAUGGUACUGAAAGUCGAGCAAAAGGAAGGAAUGCCGCCAAAGGAAAGUAAAUCGACAAAGGUGAAGGAGUCGAGCGAGCCCCACGAUUUGGCUUGGGUAACGAUAUGGCUUUCAUUACUCAACCCAUUCAAUUGGUAUGUGUCAACAAGAUCGUUUUCAAAUAACUUGGAAACCACAUUGACAAUAGUUGCACUCUAUUACUGGCCUUGGAAUCAAGUUGAUGGAAAAAUACAUAAUCGAAAUUGGUACACAAGUUUGGCGUGUGGCAUAGUAAGCUGUAUCAUUCGCCCAACAAAUGCCCUCAUUUGGCUACCGCUUGGAAUUUGGCUUUUGGUCAAUAUGCAUAAACAAAUCUCAUAUAAGUGGAUUGCAUUUUCCCUAUUAGAAAUUGUUUUGUUAUUUGCAGCAAACACGUAUUUGGACUAUAUAUUCUAUGGCGAGUUAACAUUUCCAAUCUACAAUUUCCUCAAUUUCAACGUCAUUAGGAAUUUAUCUAUAUUCUAUGGUGUUGCACCGUGGCAUUUCUAUAUAUUCCAAGCAGUUCCUUUGAUGAUGAUGCUAUACCUCCCAUUACUUGUUUUGGGAAUUUACAAGAGCAUAAAGCUGAAUAUCAUGCUCAUCACCAGUCUCAUAUAUCUCAUUGGAUUUUCAACAAUACAACAUAAAGAGUUUCGAUUUAUCAUGCCUUUACAGCCGUUGAUGAUGUAUUAUGCAAGUAAAGGUUACCAUUCUCUUCAAAUAAAGUAUUUUAUCAUACCGGGAAUCUUUUUGAAUAUGGCGAUUGCUAUUUUUUUCUCCAAUAUAAAUGAAAGAGGAGUUAUUGACUUGACAAACUACAUUGCUCAAAAUUUAUUGCAAAGUGGGAAUUAUAUUAACAACAAUAUCAAUAAUGAUGCCGCGUAUCCUCAGUUUGGCCUCAUUAUGCCGUGCCACUCUACCCCGUGGCAGAGCAAAAUGCAUAAUCCUGACUUGAAUGCAUGGUUCUUGACUUGUGAACCGCCACUACAUUUGGAAAGACCGAGUUUAGAAGAAGUGAAAAUGUAUAGGGAUGAGAGCGACCAGUUUUAUGAUGAUCCCGCAAAGUUUUUGAGGCAACAUAUACUAGUGGAAAAUGGUAAAGUGGACAGAGCGCUUGGAUUGCCAGAGUAUAUUGCCAUAUUCGAACCUUUACAAGAAGUUAUUGAAAAGGAGAUGGGUCACAAAUAUGUGGAAACGCAUCGGUUUUUCAACAGUUUGUUUCAUUGGGAUGAGCGGAGACGAGGCGAUAUCGUUUUGUAUAAACGUAUAUAA
Lodderomyces elongisporus is the source of this 1680-nucleotide messenger RNA. RefSeq names its product putative glycosylphosphatidylinositol-alpha 1,2 mannosyltransferase (gene GPI10). Gene Ontology annotation, biological process: GPI anchor biosynthetic process. The transcript has a single exon. The record is from RefSeq and is a predicted model, not a curated record. Lineage: Eukaryota; Fungi; Ascomycota; Pichiomycetes; Serinales; Debaryomycetaceae. Gene Ontology annotation, cellular component: endoplasmic reticulum membrane. Gene Ontology annotation, molecular function: alpha-1,2-mannosyltransferase activity. The coding region runs from base 1 to 1680 and encodes 559 amino acids.